Salmo salar (Atlantic salmon) is the source of this 8487-nucleotide messenger RNA. Lineage: Eukaryota; Metazoa; Chordata; Actinopteri; Salmoniformes; Salmonidae. The record is from RefSeq and is a predicted model, not a curated record.
UCCAACAAAGUCCCCGAGUCACCUUCCGUGUGAUGAAACGGAAGUAUGCUCACGGCUGUAGGAUUAGAGACGUUCAGGGCAUUUUCGAGAAACUCACGCCUUGCAGUUCACAUGGCACAAUUAGUAAAACCUACGUUGUACCUCUUGAUAUUUUGUUUAGUUCAACAUGCGUAAAACGCGUGCACAAGGACACGGGCGCAAAUGAACGCUUCAUUGCACCGGACAAAUGGAUUAAUUCUGCGCUGGCGGAUGGUCAAUGGAAGCCAGUGGAAAACGCUGUACAUUUGAUCUCAAGAAAGUGCAGCCUUUUAUUAAGCACAACGAAUGCAUCGCAGAGCAUUUCGUUCAGAGAAGGUAUCAUAGAGUAGCAAAUCCUUUUUGGGAGACUGUUCAGCAACUGUUUGGCUAUUUGAUCUUAUGCGCGCAAGUAUCGCGCUAACUUAUUACAUCAAAUGGAUUCAUUAUUUAAUUGUCUUCAACAGUCUCAGUUUGAUGUGCAUGGUUGGCUACAUUUGAAAGAGGUGUGAUGGUGGAUUAGAAUAAUUGGACGGACACUUACUGUUAAAACACGUGUGUGCGUAAUUGAACAGAGGAAUUGAUAACGAAAACCGGCAGUGGCCUUUCUCUGUGCUUGGGGAGAAUCGGAGUGGGGGACACGCAGACGAUUUAAUGUUUGCCACAAUAUUGGUUUAUUCCCAUUGACGUAAACAAGAACAUACAACUCUGUAAUAUUAAGUUAUAAUUACUCUCAAAUUUCAAUACGUAAAAUGUGAAUUAUGUAUGCAAAUAAGGAAGACCUGAAGUUUGUUCUAUUCCAAAGAGCUUUCAUUGACGUUGACUGCCAUUCCAAUUUCCUUCAAACGCACGUCCUUCACCGGCAGACCUAUUUCAUCACUUACACAUUUUAUUUGCUGUCAGUGAGUGGAUACCAAUUUUGCACAAUAGGAGCAACAUUUAAUAGAAACAUUUAAUCUAGUCUAUCGUCAUUGCAUCUAUUUACAAAGGCAACCGUAGGCUAUGUCUAAAUGCGGGUUUAAAGACCCCUAUUCCAAAGCAGUCGAGCAAAUGGCUUCAUUCCCUGACUCCGACUUGAAGACAUGCCCCCUAUGCAAAGAACUGUGCCGCUCCUCUGCUCCGCUCUCCUCCAACUCGUCUACCUCCUCGUCCUCGUCUCAUACCUCAACUAGCUCAUCUACCUCAUCCUCCAGAAGGCUCCACGUCCUCCCAUGCCUCCAUGCCUUCUGCAGGCAGUGUCUGGAGGACCAGCGGAACCCCGGAGACCCCUUGAAACUCCGGUGCCCGACCUGUGACCAAAAGGUUCUAAUGCCCGUAUCAGGAGUAGACGCCUUGCCCUCGUCAAACUUUUUAUUUAGCAACAUGUUGGAUGCCGUGGUAAAUUCGUCUGAGGAGCAAAUCAACAAUACUGUUAGCAGCAGGGGCAACAACUUGUCUCACAGACAUAGCAGAGCGCCCCUGUGCAGCUCUUGCAACGAGGGCAACCCCGCUACCUCUCACUGCCGAGACUGCCAGGAGUACCUUUGUAACAACUGUGUAUGGGCACACCAGAGGGUCCGGCUUACCAAAGACCAUUUCAUUGAUGGACUAAUGGAGAGUCUGUUUCACCAGCACCUGGGGAACCGAACCAACAACUCUAACACUCCUACUGCCACUCUGAGCCGGUCGAGCUACUCUCUGCUGCCUGUCUUUCAGGACAGGCUGAGUUUCUGCCAGGAGCAUGACAAUGCGGUUCUGCAUUUCUUCUGUGAUACGUGCUCCGUGCCUGUCUGUAGGGAGGGCAGUGUGGGUUGUCACUUGGGCCACAGCCUCCGCUACCUCCAGGAUUCCCUGCAGGACUCCAGGACCCUCACCAUCCAGCUGCUGGCAGACACCCAGCGGGGCAGGCACACUGUACAUCUGAGCAUUGAGAAAGCCCAGGCCGUUGCCGAGCAGGUGGAACUGAAGGCCAUGGUGGUCCAGUCAGAGGUCAAAGCCAUCACAGAGCGUCAUAAGAAGGCCCUGGAGGAACGAGAAUGUGAACUGCUGUGGAAAGUUGAGAAGAUCCGUCAGGGGAAAGCCAAGUCCCUCUAUCUCCAGUUAGAGAAGCUGCACCAGAACCUGACCAAGCUGGACAGCACCAUCGCUACAGUAACCCAGGUCCUAGAGAAUGGCAGUAGUCUGGACCUGCUGCUGGCCAGAGAGAGCAUGCUCCUCCAGAUCACAGAGCUUAAGGCCCUCAGGGAGCUGUUACUACCGCAGGAUGAUGAUCGCAUCCUGUUCACCGCCCCUGACCAGACCUUGCUCCUCGCCAUCCAGUCCCUAGGUCUGGUCAGCUCUGGGGCCUUCGCCCCCCUCACCAAGGCCCAGGGAGAAGGGCUAUGUCGGGGAUUGCAGGGUAAGCAGGCUUCCUUCACUGUGGUGGGGUAUGAUCAUGAUGGAGAGCCCAGGUUGUCUGGGGGGGACGGUGUGUCAGCUGUGGUGGUGGCGCCAGAUGGUAACCUGCUAAACGCUGAGGUGUCCGACCAUCAGAACGGGUUGUACACGGUCAGCUACCUGCCCAAGGUAGAAGGAGAACAUCUGGUGUCAGUCCUUAUCUGCAACCAGCACAUCGAAGGCAGCCCCUUUAAAGCGCUGGUCAAGUCUGGCCGUAGCUAUGGAGGUAUCCCUUUGACGGUGGCCUCGUUCGGCAGGGAGGGGGACGGAGACGGGCAGCUGUGUCGCCCCUGGGGGGUGUGUGUGGACAAAGAGGGCUACAUAAUCGUAGCUGACCGAAGCAACAACAGGGUGCAGAUCUUCAAGCCGUGCGGUUCCUUCCACCACAAGUUUGGUAUGCUGGGCUCCAGACCAGGCCAGUUGGACCGACCAGCUGGGGUGGCCUGCGACAGCCAGAGGAGAAUCAUCGUUGCCGACAAGGAUAAUCACCGCAUCCAGAUCUUCACCUUUGAAGGCCGGUUCCUCCUCAAGUUCGGGGAGAAGGGAACCAAGACCGGUCAGUUCAGCUACCCCUGGGAUGUGGCGGUCAGCUCGGAGGGAAAGAUCCUCGUCUCAGACACCCGGAACCACCGCAUCCAGCUCUUCAGGCAGGACGGCACCUUCCUCAACAAGUACGGCUUUGAGGGGGCUCUAUGGAAACACUUGGACUCCCCCAGGGGUGUGGCCUUUACUCAGGAGGACCACCUGGUGGUGACAGACUUCAACAACCACCGUCUGCUGAUCAUCCGGUCGGACUGCCAGUCGGCCCACUUCCUGGGAUCAGAGGGAACCGGUAACGGUCAGUUCCUGCGACCGCAGGGCGUAGCAGUGGACCAGGAGGACCGCAUCGUGGUGGCUGACUCCCGGAACCACCGGAUCCAGGUGUUCCAAACCAAUGGUAAUUUCUUAUGCAAGUUGGGGACUCAGGGUAGCAGCUUUGGACAGAUGGAUCGCCCGUCGGGUAUAGCUGUUACUCCAGACGGAAGGAUUGUUGCCGUGGACUUUGGAAACAACCGAAUCAUUAUGUUCUAGGCUAGGCAGUUUGUCUACUGGUUUGCAAAGAAAUAAACAUUGAAGAGGAGAUUUUGAAACACACCCAUCAGAUGCAAAUGUCUUUGUGAGCAAAUGGAGACAGUAAUAUUGAAACUUGACCUUUUCUCUCAGUUAUUACCUCUAUUUUGAAAGAGCAAAUCAAUGCAGUACAUGAACCAAUGCCAACAUGGGGUUAUUGUCAUAAGCUGACAUUUUGAACCCUAUCGUAGGCCUUCUGUGACAGUAUCUGGCACGAUAGUUGUCUUUGCUCCUGAUGUGUGUGUCAAAAUCUCUGAUUUUCUCAGGGAAUUUCUUGCAUUCUUGAAAGAUUUCCACUGCAUCAUACCUACCUCAUGUAGCUGUGUAUGAAUGUACUCCUUUAUUAUUUGAUGCAGAGAUUUCGCCAGUGGAGUUUUGAUGAAGUAACUACCUCAAUGCAAAAGAAAAGUGUAUAUAGUUAACAUGAAGCAACAUUUGGUUGAUAUUUGCACAGAAAGUGCGCACACAUUUUCUCUAAUUGUUACUGUGCACAUAAAGCGUGUGAAAUCCCAGAAUGUUGCUGAGAACAAUGUAUAAUAAUGACUGUGUUACAUACAUGUGGAGUCAAACUCAGCAACUGUUAUUUUUCCAUUUUGUUUUUGAAUAUGCCUCCAUACCUCUGUAAAACCUUUUUACCUCAUGUCACGACCACAUAGUACCUCAGAACUCCAGUGUCCUCAGGUCGAUAGUAUGGCCAAGUCCCAAAUGGCACCCUAUUCCCUAAAUAGUGCACUAGUUUUUACCGGAGCGCUAUGGACCCUGAUCUAAAGUAGUGCACUAAAUAGCGAAUAGGUUGUAAUCUGAGACUCUAAAAUGGAUUCUCUCCACAAAAUGGCUGCUGACAGUUUGCUAUAGGCAGGUUGAAUAUUUGAUAUCAGUGACCAUUGUCGUUCAGUCAGUCGUGAUUUCAGUUAAAGGGAAAAAACAUUUCAUAAGGAAUUGACCACCUUGAAUUGGGUGAAUCAUCAGAAAGUUAACCCACUGGUGUGGGUUAUUGUUUUAUCCUGGUGGCAAAUAAAAUAAUUUUUAAAAGUAAAACUGACCAGUAAAUUAAGUGACAGCAUUGAUGUUGAUCUCCAUUGCCUCCAUAGUAUUUUCAAUAGAUAUUCUCCAUAGUAACCCCUAGCUGCUGGUCAGUUGCCUGAUGACCCACUCAUGUAGCCUACAGAUGGCUGAGUAACCAAAGCAAAAGGCUCCACAUAAUUAGAAUUCCAUCAGCUGCUGCUCCCACACCCACAUUCACCCUGCUCUGAACUGUGAUGGCAGUGAGUCGGUUGGUCACAUUAGACAUUGUAAUUUCAGUCAGCACAGCAGUUCCUCUCUAUUGUACCUCCGUCUGAGAGAACAUAACCAGGUCAUUCAUGGUUCCACAGUGGCUAUUAACUACUGCACAUCAAGAACCAGUAAAAAUGCAAAUGUUAAAAAUGAAUUAGUUUUUUUCCCCCACUAUCCUGCCCUGUGUUAUAAGCUAUCUGUUCAUAGCUAUUAAUAUUGUGCUUAUAGCUUUAACUGUUAAAGCCAAGUCCCAGCCUCUCCUCCCUGUGUCUCUGACUGCGUCUAAUGGGCCAGUAUUUCCUGUCUGUUGAGCCACAUUGCCACAAAUGCUGGUUUACGAGGAGAGCUCGGUUCUUUUCCAAAUGGCACACUAAUCCCUAUAUAGUGCACUACUUUUGACCAGAGCUUUAUGAGCCCUGGUCAGUAGUAGUGCACUAAAUAGGGACUAGGUAGCCAUUUGGCACACCGCACUCUGUGAGUUGGUGAUGCACCAUAGCUGUCGGUCUCCAGCUGCUCUAACCCCCAGAAGAGUUGGAAGGCAUGCCAGACACACCUCAUAUCUCCUUUACCUUAAUAAUCACAGCUGGGUGUACAGGGGGACCAGUGAGACGUUGGGCUCCAGACACUGCUUACUCAGUUACAUCCUCUUAAAGAUUGAAUCAAAAUGGCCACUUUUUAGAUAUUGAGUUUCCAGGUGUUUUAGUGAAUUAUUCACAUUGACACUGUUCCAGUGUUGUAGCUUCUGCCUUUUGUUAUACAGGAGAUAAAUUACACUUUCUGGGCCAGUUGUGACCAGCAGGAAAGGCAUUGUGAUGACAACAAACAGUGUAAAUGGACUAUUUGAAGUAAUAAAUAUAACUCUUAUAAAAAUGGCUCACCAUCACUGUCAUUUAGUUUUUCAGUAUUUAAUUUUGUCCUUGCUGGUGUGACCCCUGGAAUAUAAAAAAAAAAAUUAACCAGGCAAGUCGGUUAAGAACAAAUUGUUAUUUACAAUGACAACCCACUGUUCCCCGGUAGGCCAACUGCCUUGUCCAGGGGCAAAACGACAGAUUUGUACCUUGUCAGCUCAGGGAUUCGAUAAUGCAACCUUUUGGUUACUGGUCCAACGCUCUAACCACUAGGCUACCUGCCACCCCAUAUAUAUACCUCAUUAUACAGAAAGAUAUAGGUAUAAUGUACAUCUUUACCUCAGUAUUACUGAGCUACGCCUUUUACCUCAUUGCUGAACUGUUAAUACCUCGUUGGCAUGGUUGCAUUUUUCAAACCUCAGUUGAAUUUCAGUUAGAUGUGUGGUCUUAUAGUGUACUGUUACACUAGAGAAUGGAAAGGGAAGGCUUGAAGAAGUUAUGAACAGUUUGAUCAAGUAGAUUAAACCGAGGACAAUGCUGCUUCAAAUCCACACUGAUCUGAUGUAUUUUCAGUACAUUGUUGGUUCCUAUAUUGUUCCUAUAGUUUGAACUUAAGUUUGCAGUGAAUGUUUCUUAAAAUACCUCAAGGUCUUGACACUUAGAAGACAAGACUUGUAUAUUUUCAUUUUAAUGCAUGAUUCAAAAAGUAAUUGUGGGAAAGAUUUCACUGCUUUUUAAUUAUUUUAGGGUUAUAUACAGUUAUAGUAUGUUAGGUUGAGGAGGAUGGCUUCCUUUGACUAUAAGAUUGUGUCUAUUUUCUGAAUAGCCUUACUGGGCCCAAUCAAGUUACCUCAUGAUGAUGUCAAACAACAAGAGUUCAAACAGAAAUACAUUUGCCUUAAGUAUUUCAGUAGGACCCUCAUUAGCUACUGCUAAAGCAGUACAUAACACUAUACUAGUAGAGGACAUUCAACAUGUACUCUGUCUAUACUUCCACAGUUGGAAGUAUCACAAUUAAUCAAGAAAACUACCAAGGGCUUAAAGUAAAUGUAACCUUUGUUGAACUUUGUUAUUUACCUGUUUCUGUAUCUGCUGUUUGUUUUUUAUUGUCAGGUUGCAAAAUUCUGGUAACUUCACAGGUUUUCAAGAAUUCCAGGUUGGAGGAUUCCUAGAAUCAGGAGUGGAUAAAGAGGGAGGGAAUCUUCCAAAUGGCAUUUCUGGGAAUUGGGGGAAAGUUUCUUUGCAACCCUAGCCGCAAGUAUACUUUGGGCUCCAUUCGAUCCGUAUGGUGGAAAUUCAGCACUGUAGAGAAAUUAAAGGCAACGUUCCCACAUUUCGUGGAGACUGCAUUCACGGUUAACGCUGCAUAUGUCGACUCAAAUCAGAAAUGUCCUUUUUACAUUUUAAUUGCACUAUAGCGCUGAACUUCGAUACAGAUUAAAUCGAGCCUCAGUCUAUCCAGACUAUCAGAAAUGCUCUGUGUACAGUCAUCCACAGUAACUUAUCUGGGUGAUCAUUAUGGGAGGAUUCCAGCAUUAGUACUUUUCCUCUCAUGGAGAUAAACAACAGAAGCCUAUCAGUUCAUAAGAACAUGGUCUUAGACUAAUGUGAUCAUGUAGUCAAUUUAAGUUGAACUCCGGUAGGUAUAAUGCUAGUGUUCCACGUUUUGAAAAACUGUCAAUAAGCAGCUUUUACCUAUUCUGAUGAAAACAUUUUUUUUCAAAAUGACAUAAGAUCCAACUUUAAAAUGCUUAAUCAGAUAAUUUUUGAUGGAAAAAAAUACUGAUUAUGAGGGAGUGGACUCAAACAGAUUUGUUUUACUUUUCCAAUGUAUAAUUUUUGUUGGAGUGUGUCUCAGUAUGUGGGGAAAAAUGUCUCAAGGAAAAAAUAUUCUGAAUUGUCACAAUUCUAUGGCGUUGUGAAAUAUACAUUAUACUGUCAGAUGUCUCUGAUCCUGAUCCCAGUCAGGCCAUUUCAGCAUGGUGAAUGGGGUUUAUUAAUCAUUUGAUACUUUAGGCCAUUUACUCUGGAAUUGUGUUGAACCCCAAAAAAAAAUCACUGUAUGAAAAACAUUGAGGUCGUUUGACCCUUUUGUGGGGUUUAUAUAACCUGGAGUCAAGCCUAAAUAUUGUGCUGUUUCAUUUGAAGUGAAAUGGAAGGAUGCUCCAUAUGGAUUCCACUUAUGAGUGUUUGAAAGGGAUAGCAGUGAGAUUAGGGGACUCUAAAAGAGUUCUUCCAAUACUCCCUCCUUCCCUAUACCCUUUAGUGACUGGUUGGAAGUGUUGGUGUGAGCCCUAAAUGCCACCCUGUUCCCUAGAGCACAGGUGUUAAACUCAUUCCAUGGAGGGCUGUUUGUUUUCACUUCUUCCUUGUACUUGAUUGAGGAAUUUAGGUCACCUGGUUGUCUUAUGUUUUAGCAGACGCUCUUAUCCAGAGCGAUGUGCAGUACUCUUCUGUACUGGUCCCCCGUGGGAAUGGAUCCCACAACCCCGGUGUUGCUAGUGCCAUGCUCUACCAACUAGACACACGGAACCUGGGUUGUCUAGGUCUUAAUUGAAAGGAAAAACCAAAAACCUGCAGACACGACUAGGACAUCCAUGGAAUGAGUGACACCCCUGCCCUAUAGAGGGCACUACUUUUAACUAGUCCUAUCAAAAGUUGUGCAUUUUAUUGGGACUAGGGUGCAAUUUGGGACUCAGGAAGAAGCAUUCUGAAGGAUGUUAGGCAACUGUUAACCUGCCGUCUGCUUCUCGUCUAUAUGGACUUAACAUUUCCUAUGCAGUUUGGGAUUUCAAUAAAAUGGGAUUCUUGUAUCCAACAUCCA